AUGGCAGAAGAGGACCUAUCCGAUGAGCAGCUCAGGCAAUUGCUCAAGGAUGCCGAGGAGCGCUUGAGGAACAAAGGCAAGCAGCAGAUCCAAGUAUCUUCUGCUUCUUCGCUGGAGUCGAGCCUACCCAAGAUCACGAUGGACAACCCCAUUGUUUCAUACAUCAAGUCAACUAAGACCGGCCCUCAAGUCGACCGAUCUCACCUCGUAACGGACAAGGAGCGCAAGUUGGCAAAUGGCAUUCGCGUGGUAGAAGACCCCAUCACCAUCAAGAAGCGCGCUGAAGAGGAGAAGAAAGCUACCGCCGGCUCAGACUGGUACAAUAUGCCAAAGACAAACUUGACUCCCGAGCUCAAGCGCGAUCUGCAGUUACUUCGCAUGCGGGAUGUUUUGGAUCCAAAGCGACAUUACAAGAAGGACAACAAGAAGCAACAGGUUCCGGAGUUCUCGCAAGUCGGCACUAUCAUCGAAGGGCCAACUGAAUACUUCAGUGCCAGACUGAUGAACAAGGAUCGCAAGAAGACUUUGGUUGAAGAAGUUCUGGCUGGUGAGAAGGCUAGUGGCCGAUUCAAGUCGAAAUACAAUGAAAUCCAGGACGCAAAGACAAGUGGGAAGAAGGCGCAUUACAAGAAGUUGAGAGACGCCAGGAAGAAGGGAGUCCUGAAGCGCUGA
This is a messenger RNA of Cadophora gregata, 672 nucleotides long. RefSeq lists its product as uncharacterized. The transcript has 3 exons. Gene Ontology annotation, molecular function: RNA binding. Lineage: Eukaryota; Fungi; Ascomycota; Leotiomycetes; Helotiales; Ploettnerulaceae. Gene Ontology annotation, biological process: RNA processing. The record is from RefSeq and is a predicted model, not a curated record. The coding region runs from base 1 to 672 and encodes 223 amino acids. Gene Ontology annotation, cellular component: nucleolus.